AUGACCCUGCGCGUCUUUUCCAGACGCUUCUCGAUCCCGGCCAGAGGGGCCAAGCAUGCUCGUCGCACCAUCCCUGCCAUCUCAUCCGCCAAUCGCUGCUUCCACGCUUCCGCAUGUGAUGGCGCACCCAACCAUGACGCUAGUCCACGAGAGCAACAACAGGCUCGAGGCGGUGCAGUGGCGCAACAAGCCGUCACUCCACCCCUCCCACCUCACCUCGCCUUUUUCUCCUCCGCUCAAGCUCGACCUCGCUUGGCCGGCAGCUCAUCAACAGAGGAGAGCAGCCGCGGUGAUGCGAGUGCGGAUGCGGGUAUUGAUGAUGUGCAAGGAGGCGUCAGACAGUUGGCUGCUGCCUCCAGCUCAUCGCUCACCACGCACCACGCAGCGCGCUUCAGCAAAUCGCACCAGCGCUUCAUUCAGCCUCCUCACCCGUUACUGACUCGACUCACAAGCCUCUUGCACAGCGAAAGCGAUACAGCAACGAGCGAAGAGGUGUGGAAGGCUUACAGCGAUCUGCAUCUCUUCCACGCGUAUGGCGACCCCCACGCAUCCACCCUCAACCUCACACUCUCUCCCGCUCUGCACAGUCAUGCCCUGAGAGCCAUGACUCCAGACUGGAUGCGGCGUAAGGAGGCGAAGCGAGACCAACGCAUCACGCGCGACUGGGCUGGCCACGAGAUGGCUCGCUCGGUGGAACAAGAGGAUCUGCGUGACAGCACUGCACACGCUGCCCAUUCUAACAGCGAGGGCAGGCGCCACUUUAGAGAAGACCCUCCAGACGGCACCAAGUCGCCGUUCGGUCAGCAUUCGCAACGCAUCACAUUCCGCACGUACCAAGACAGGGUCGACUUUGUCUUCAAGCAGAUGAUGGCGACGUCUAGUCAGCUCAAUCUGCAUGUCGCACGUGCCGUGCCGUCUUUGCAAGACGCUGCAUUCUUCUUGAGCAAAGCUGCUCUCAAUGGCAGCAUGAAUGCCGUGGUCAAGGCUUACGAGCUGUUCACCUCAAAGUACGCUCAGCUCGAAGCGAUGCAGGCGCAGAGCAGAGGCAUGACGGAUGCACGUUUCCAGCGCCUUCUUCACGACUCAUACAAGUUCCUCAUGCUAGGGCUGGUGAGACACGCUGCCAGGGGUGUCAGUCGCUCUCGGCGUUCCAGUGGCCAAUUGCAGCAGCUCCUCCGAGAUCAGCAGGUCACCGGUCAGAGUGCGCAAGCCAGCACCGCUUCGAGCAAUCUGCGGCGAAAUCAGGAACGGGCAAGGAAACAAGCUCAGGGUCUUAUAGAGCUUAAUACUCAGAGAGCGCUGCAGCUGCUCUCCGAGAUGCAGAGCAGAGGCUUGACACCGCAUGAAAGCGUCUUGGGUCUAGUCACAAGAUGUUUCCGCUACGAGCAUGGUCUGACCAAGCUGUACACUUUUGUACAGACAGCUUUUGGUGUCGAUCUGAGGAAUUUCGACGAUCCUUACGGUCAGGGCGAAGGGCGAUCAGCGAGUCUGCCGCCGCACACGCUCAACACAAUUCUCAUGGCACUUGGGGAGCAGAGCACGGCCUCUAGAAUGAUGGCGACGUACGAGGUGCUUGUGCGGCCACUUCAUGUUGGUUCACUGGCUCCAAGUGCAUCGCCAUCGGACGACGAGGUUGCUGCUUCACGCCCCGCAAGCCUCUUUCAGACAGACUUUGCGGGCGUGUUCGAAUCCCUGAAAGAGCGUGAGCACGACGAAUUGACGGAGGCAACUGGGCUCGGAGAUGCGGAUGCUGGAGCCUCCAGCGCACUGCCGGUCUCGUCUCACCCACACUGGUUGCAGCCGACCAACUCCACCUACACCACGUUGCUGAGGUAUCUCUGCAGCGCCAUCGAGCCAUUCUCGACCGGAUUCGUGCAUGCUCGCGGCAAAGAGUUGAUGACUGAAGACAAGAAGCGCGCCAAGGGUCACUAUGCCCCACUAGCGCGCUACCUGAUACGCGAGCAGCUAGAUUCAUAUCAAGCCGAGGUGGUCAAGCUGGCUACUGCGCUUGGAGUGGGCUCGCCUGCCUUCGGAGAGGACUUGUCAGACGUUUUGCAGUUUGCGUCCAAGCUGCGCCAGUCGCUCGAUGUGCUUGACCAGCGCAUCGAAGAGUCCAAAGCUGAGGACGGAGGCGCAACGGAAACACUGGUGCAACGUCGCAAGGGGAGAGAAGAUAGGCUGGAACGCGUUUGCGCCAUGCUUGAAGAUCCACAAGUCGGAUCAGCGACGAUCGACGCCUCGGAGCCAGAUUCCCAGGAUGUGAAUCUCCGACUUUCGGCCCUGCAAGGCACGCAACUCAUGCCUGCUCGCUUUGCUACGCCUGCCCUUUUUUGGAGCUAUGCGAGUAUGGCAUCCCAUCUACGUUCCACUUACGAGAUGAGUUGGCUGGUGGACCAAAUCGGAUGGGCGCUGUACAUUGCGAGAGCGCACCGCAACGUGCUUCGCGCUGCGAGCGAGCGCUACGCUGCUCUGCGCGCGCAUUUGCGAUCUUCAAGCGUCCUGCUCGAAGGAGUCCAAGAAGCCCAAAUCUCUGCAAGGAAUUUGCGAGCUCUGAAUAGUUUCCUACACGAUGUGGAGAGGACGAUGGAUGAUCUGACUGUUCGGAUAGAAGCGCUAGAAUCGGAAGAGGCGCAAAGAACAGCGAGAUUGAUCAGCUUGAGGCGCCGAAGAAGGGUGAAUCAGAUCAAGAGGUCUUUGGUCCACUCGCAUGAGAGGGAGUUGGAGCAAAAGAGGAUGGAGAGGGAAGAAUUGAGCAGGAAGGAAAAGCAAGAGAGCGAGAGGAUCAGGCGCGAGCUUGGGAGAAGCAUCGUGGGUGCAAGUCGUGCUGGAUCUGUGGAUGGAGAUGAGCAGGCAAUUGUGGAGGGUCGAUUGAGGAGCGCAUAA
Messenger RNA from Ceraceosorus bombacis, 2883 nucleotides. NCBI's taxonomy places the organism in Eukaryota, Fungi, Basidiomycota, Exobasidiomycetes, Ceraceosorales, Ceraceosoraceae. The record is from the annotation of a GenBank genome assembly.